Messenger RNA from Dioscorea cayenensis subsp. rotundata (Guinea yam), 1012 nucleotides. RefSeq names its product 50S ribosomal protein L1-like. The record is from RefSeq and is a predicted model, not a curated record. Gene Ontology annotation, biological process: translation. Lineage: Eukaryota; Viridiplantae; Streptophyta; Magnoliopsida; Dioscoreales; Dioscoreaceae. Gene Ontology annotation, cellular component: large ribosomal subunit. Gene Ontology annotation, molecular function: structural constituent of ribosome; RNA binding.
UGCCGCCAAGCAUGCCGCCGCUCGUCGCCUUGCUGCCGCUCAUCGUCGUUGCUGCCGCCAAGCAUGCCGUUCACCAAGCACCGUUGCUGCUGCUUCGCUUUCUCUCUUUUGUGUCUCAGUUAGGAUUCGUGGCCUCAACUUCCACACUUAUGGCGCGCCUGGAACUCCUCUUCUCUCAUGGCCGCCGCCAUCUCUCAGCUCCGAAACCCCCAUUUCUAUGGUUUCUUCGCUCUUUUCCUCCGGUUCCUCCACUAUGAUCAAGUGGGAGAAGCGGCCGCAGAAGCUACCAAUGGAUCUCGGGGAGGCCAUCAAGGAAAUGAAGGCUAGUACAACUAUGAAAAAGCGUAAUUUGCUUGAAACUGUUGAAGCUCAUGUGAACCUCGGUGUGGAUCCGCGUCGAGGAGAUCCGAUGGUACCGGGUGCUCUAACUCUUCCUGGCUCCGGGAAGGCUGUCAGAGUUGCUGUAUUUGCUGAAGGUGCUGCAGCGGAGGAAGCAAAAGCUGCAUGUGCUGAUAUAGUUGGUGGUGAUGAACUCAUUGCGGAAAUAAGAAUUGGAGGUGGCAAGAUUAAUUUUGAUAAGUGCAUAGGAACACCUAUGUUCAUGUCUCCCCUUUCCAAGAUAGCUAGGAUUCUUGGUCCUCGUGGUUUAAUGCCAAAUCCUAAACUAGGGUCCAUGACCAGUAAUGUUUCCAUUGCAGUAAAAGAAGCCAAGAGUGGUCGCAUUGAUUUCAAAAUUGAUAAAACUGCUAUCGUACAUGUUGGGCUUGGGAAGGUUAACUUCUCAGAUGAGGCCUUACGGGAAAAUAUUGGAGCUUUUGUGAAUGCUCUUUUGCUGGCAAAACCUGUUGACCUGAAGAAAAAAUAUGCAGGGUAUGUGAAGAACUUCACGCUAAGCAGCACGAUUGGCCCUGGUUUCCCUGUUACCAUACAAUCUUUAUUUGUCGCCGCCAAUAACUAUGUCAAACUUCAAGUCAAGUUAUUGUUCACGUCGGAGAAACUCAAAACCGUAUGA